CUGUGUGUGGAGCAGAGUCAACAUGGUACCGACUGACUUCAGCUGUGAUACCCUGAGUUAGACACUCCUCCUACACCUCUACGCACCACAUUUCUGGACUGUUCAGACACGAAUGAAAUAGCUAAAACUGUACAGUGCAGUGUGCAGGUGAGAGGUUGCGUUUCUGUGAUCUGCUGCAGCUCCUCUCCUGUUUCACCUCCUCUCCCCUCCACGCUCUGCUCACAUCAAUAUGGCCAGCGGGGAUGACGAUGACCCCAUUAUAGAAGAGAUUGAUGUGUACCUUGCCAAAAGCCUUGCAGAUAAGCUGUAUCUUUUCCAGUACCCCGUCCGACCAUCCAAUAUGACCUAUGAUGAUGUCAACCACUUAGCGGCUAAGAUCAAACCCAAACAGCAAAGGGUGGAGUUGGAAAUGGCUAUGAACACAAUGAGUCCAAACUACUGUCGCAGCAAAGGAGAGCAGAUAGCUCUGAAUGUGGACGGGACGGCUUAUGAAGAAACCAACACAUAUUCAGCGAAAAUGAUGGAUAAACAGACCUUUUCCUCCAUCCAGGCCACCACCAACACCUCCAGAUAUGCUGUUGCUGUAUUUCGCAAAGGUGAGCUUCACGUCACACCUCUGACGGGAAUCCUCCAGAUGAGACCCAGCUUCUCUUACCUGGACAAGGCUGACACUAAAACCAGAGAGAGGGAGGCAGCCAAUGAAGGUGGAGAUUCCUCACAGGAUGAAGCAGAGGACGACGUCAAGGCUAUCACGGUGAGGUUUGCUCGUCCUGAGUCGGAGCAGGCUCGGCAGAGGAGGAUCCAGUCGUAUGAGUUCCUCCAGAAGAAGCAGGCGGAGGAGCCCUGGAUUCACCUGCAUUACCACGGUGUCAAGGAUAGCCGCUCAGAGCACGAACGGCAGUACCUGUUCUGCCAGUCAGUGGAUGCCUCAGAGAACUCUGAACUGGUCAAAUCUCCUAAGGAGUACCUGGCAAUGCUGAUGCCCCCUCUUGCAGAGGAAAUAGUUGUGAAGCCUGCUGGUCCCAGUAAUGUUCUUUCCAUGGCUCAGCUCCGCACUCUGCCACUGGGAGACCAAGUCAAGACCCUGAUGAAGAAUGUCAAGGUGAUGCCGUUUGCUAACCUGAUGGGCCUGCUCGCCUCUGGCACGGACUCGACCGCUGUGCUGCGCUGCAUCCAACAGGUGGCGCUGCUGGUUCAGGGGAACUGGGUUGUCAAGAGUGAUGUUCUGUAUCCUAAAAACACCUGCAGUCCUCACAGUGGCGUUCCUGCUGAAGUGCUCUGCCGUGGUAGAGACUUUGUGAUGUGGAGGUUCACUCUGGAGCGCUCUGUGAUGAGAAAGGAGAUUACAUCCAUCAUCAAACUUCCUCCAGAGGAUGUGAAGGAGUUCCUGGAGCAUGUGGCAGUUCCUCGAGUCAACCGUGGCUGGGAGUUCCUGCUGCCUACUGAUGUAGACUUCAUUAAGAAACACCAAGAUGUUGCCCACAGGCAACACAUGCUGUGGCUUGGCAUCCAGAGCAAGUUGGAAAAGGUCUUUAACUUCUCUAAAGAAGACUUUGUGCCAAAGAAUUCUCCUCAGGCUGAGCUUGUCCAUGUCAGCGGGGAGCAGCGCCUAAAGAUGGCUCAGGAGCGUGCACAAGAGAAGCAGUCUUCCCUACAGAAGGACCUGGACUCCAAGCGGGCAGGAAGCAGCGUCCGCAUCAAACAGGAACCCGAAGACGAACCUAUGGACACUUCCCCUUCCCCGUCCUCCUCCGCCAUCCUCAACGGUUCGGUCAAUGGUUACCCCGGCUUCGAUCACACCAAUGGUAACGGGGGAAGUCCUGCCAAUACGUCGUCUCAGGAGCUGCUGGACUUUGUGAGAAAGACUUUCAGGAAGCAUUUUGUACUGACGCUGAACGAGUUUAAGAGGCUGUUUAACCUCCACCUGGCUUCAAUGCCGGUGGGACGGAGCGUCUUCCACUCCAUCUCGGACCACAUGCUGCAGGACGCCAUACUGCUCUGCCAGUGCAAACAGAUAAUGGUUCCUUUUCCUGCUCAGAGCACAGCCGCCUCUGAUGAACAGAAGGUGUUUGGUUUGUGGGAGACUGGAGAGGAGUUCGACAAGCACCGUCGACUGCUCUAUGAACUAUUCACAAAGAACUACCGGAUCAGGAGAAAUAUGAUACAAGUCAGAGUGACGCAGGAAUUUGGAGAUGCCUCUAAAGCGGACAUUGACCGGCUGCUCAAUGAGUGCUGCAGCAGCCACGCAGGGAUGUGGUACCUUAAGGGAACGAUACAGUCCUGACACUGAGAGUCUGCCCCCUGCGAUCACCAUCAGCCAAUCAAAUCCUCUUCCCAGGUGUCCAGUGGGAUGGCAGUCAAGACAGAUGAGAGGCAAUCACAGCUCGCCCAGCUCUGACGGCGGGUGAUUGGAGAACAAAGAUGUCAGCCGCCUGCUCUGUUCAGAACAUGACGCUUUUCUCGUUUCACCUGAAGCAUUUACCCACAGUAACACGAGCACUCUGAUGCAGCGCGGAGGAUAGGAACUCCUCACACACUCACACUAAGAGCUGGAGUGUCUGAGGGGGGGAAAUACGAACAUAGUUUUCAGUAGAUUUUUGGAUUUAUGACCUCAUCUUCGAUUAUUUUUUAAUUAAACCUUUACCAGAUCAGGAUUAUGUUUACUAUUGAAAGCAACUGUGGCUCAAAGUGCUUUCAUUUUACUCCUGAUUUGUAAAUAUUGCCAGAGAAAACAUGUUUUACUUUAUCGUAUCAUCAACAAAGGAAACAUUGUUUAAAGCUUUGAGGGUAAAAAACUUAAACCUUUUAAGAAGUGAACCUGAUUUAUUUUUCAUCCAGAUUGGCUUGGUUAAGGAAUAUCAACUGAAUAGAAUAUUUAUUUCAUCCUCAAUACACAAAUGAAGGGGUGAGCUUUAAGGUCGAAUGUUACGUUUGCUUAAUUAAAAUGUUUGAAGGCACUUCAAGAAGAAACUUUGCCAAACUCAUGAGUCAGCAAACCUGAAACAAAAAGGGAAAAAAGAUGUAAUGAUACAAAAACGAACAGUCCCUGAUGCAACUUAAAUCACUUAAUGUUUUUGGCAAUCAUGGACCUGGAAACGUCUUCAUUGAAUGUGGCUUUUCCCCACAAUUCUGUGUUAUUCAGUCAAACGUGUGCUGGAAUAUAUAAAUUAGAGGAAAAGUGUAUUAAAUGGCAUGUUUCUGGUUGAAUGUAGAGUUUCAAAUGGUUUUCCUUUGAGAGAAACAGAUUUUGAUGAUGAUCAAUAAAGAUGCAAUUUUGAAUAA
This is a messenger RNA of Micropterus salmoides (largemouth bass), 3282 nucleotides long. It is a transcript of the gene polr3e, whose product is annotated as polymerase (RNA) III (DNA directed) polypeptide E. Gene Ontology annotation, cellular component: nucleus; RNA polymerase III complex. Gene Ontology annotation, biological process: DNA-templated transcription. The transcript is spliced from 21 exons. NCBI's taxonomy places the organism in Eukaryota, Metazoa, Chordata, Actinopteri, Centrarchiformes, Centrarchidae. The record is from RefSeq and is a predicted model, not a curated record. Bases 230 to 2284 code for a protein of 684 amino acids.